AUGGCCUCCUUUCAAAACCAACCUAGUAAAGAUGUUGCUGUGGACCCACCACCAGGCCGACUGUCGACGCAAGCGAGUUCGGUUGCCGCUUCGUCCUGUGAAGAUACAGGGUCGAUGAGCACCGACGACAUCGUAGCGUCAAGCAACCAAGCUGGGUCGUGGAGAGGAUGGGCCGAGUUGGAAAAUGACCCGGUUAUAUUCACCACACUGCUACGAGAAUGGGGCGUUCCAGAUGUGCAGGUUCACGAAGUGGUCCCGCUCGACAGCGUGUUCGACCACCCCCCAGAGAGCGUGUACGGCCUGAUCUUCCUAUCACGAUGGAUGCCAGCGGAUGUUGAGAACAGCGUCACAGAGGCUCCCCAGGGUGUAUGGUUCGCCAAUCAGACUUCAUCUUUUUCAUGCGCAACAGUCGCCCUCAUGAAUAUUGUCAACAACCGCCCAGACGUCGACUUAGGUCCACAGCUCAAUGAGUUCCGCGCACACACCCUGGACAUGACCCCCAGGGAUCGUGGGAUUGCUUUGGACGGGUUUGACCAUGUCAGAGACGUUCACAAUUCAUUCGCAACCGACUUGGACAAGAUGGCUGUCGACCUUCGCCUCAAACAAGAAAUCGCUAUCGCCGAGAAGAAGAGGAAGGCCGCCAUGUCCAAGCGGCCUCGCAAGAGACUCAGAGACGAGGAGGACUUUGACGACGGCGAAAACGGCUUCCACUUUGUAGCCUAUGUACCGGCUGGCGGGUCUGUCUGGAGGAUGGACGGGAUGGAGAAACUACCACGCAAGGUGGGGAGUCUCUCGGAAGGAGACAGCUGGGUGGCUAUGGUGCUGCCUGAGCUGCAGGCCCAAUGGGAAACGGCGGCGACGGGCGCCUUGGAAUUUUCUCUGCUGGCUUUGACAGCCAUGACGGCCGCCUCGAGCCUGGAGGAGGACCAGGUCAAGAUGGAGCGGGCAAGGGAGGACUGGGGACCCUUCUUUGCGCAGUUGGUGCGCCUGGAGGCCGAGAAGGGGAGGCUGCGGGCAGAUUUAGAAUAG
Molecule: messenger RNA, 1029 nt
Organism: Capronia epimyces CBS 606.96
Lineage: Eukaryota; Fungi; Ascomycota; Eurotiomycetes; Chaetothyriales; Herpotrichiellaceae
Exons: 3
Coding region: 1-1029 (342 amino acids)
Biological process (GO): protein deubiquitination; ubiquitin-dependent protein catabolic process
Cellular component (GO): cytoplasm
Molecular function (GO): cysteine-type deubiquitinase activity
Source: RefSeq, a predicted model, not a curated record